UAUAAUUCAAAAGUCAAAAGAUCAGACAUAUUCUCUAGGCUCAAGAAAAUUCAAUGGCAUUACCAAAUUUUGAUGCUCUAAGAGAGUUGCACGACUCAGCCAACGAUUUGCUUCACUCAUCGAUGAUCAAACGAGAAAUCGCCCACCAAGGACAAGAAAAAUGGGUCCAUGAUGUUUCUGAAACAUCGUUAAGGAUGCUGGAAGUAUGUACCACCACAAAAGAUGUUAUAUUGUUAGUCAAAGAUCAUCUCCAUGACCUCAAGUCAACGUUCAGAAGAAUUAGUGUUGGAGAUAAUAAUAAUAAAUUCACAGUAUCUUUUCAUUGUCAACGAAAGAAGUUGAAGAAAGAGAUAUUAAAGCGCUUGCAUUCCUUAAAGGGAAUGAAACUAUCAUUGGGAUCGGACCAAAGCUCAGAAAGUAAAAAUAACUUGAUGGCAGUUGUGAACGUGCUUAGGGAAGUGAAAGGUGCUGCUAUGUCAAUAGUGGAGUCAUUGAUGUCACUUAUGUUAAUGCCAAGCCCAAAUAACAAGAAAUUAAAUAAAGGGUAUUUUUUUGGAUCAAAGUUGAUGAGAGUGAAUAGCUUUACUUCUUGGGAAAAAUGUGAUGCCAUGACAUUGCAAUGUGUGAAUAAAAGAUUGGAAGCAGUGGAGAUUGUUGUUGAAGAUGUUCUUGAAGGAGAAUUAGAGUGUAUUAUUCGGCGUCUUAUUAGGACAAGAGUUUCUCUUCUGAACAUACUCACCUGUUGAGUUAAGUUUGCUGUAUAUAAGUUAAACUCAUGAAAUGAUGAGCGAAAAAUAGAAGAUCUCUGCUGAGCUAAUUGAAGCAAUGACUGCAGAUUCUUUGAAUCUGAAUCUUAUGAUAUUCUAAGUUCAGAUCAAACUAAUUGUAACUGAUUACUCUUACUCUAAUUCUUUUAUUUGUUUCUGAUCAAUAAAUUAGACUAUUUGUCUUUCUUUGUCUGUUUACAUCUCAUAGUAGAUUUGCAAAUUUCAAUCAUAUUACAAGGCUUGACAGAUCCUUUUGGUUGAUUUACCAUCGAUUGUUUCAAUCUUCUGAUGAUGGAGUGAAUUGGAGGAGAAAGACUAAGAAGUCUUAUGUAUAAAAAAUUACUAUAUUGUCAAGUUGGAAAUACAAACAGAGAAGUUGUUCACAACACUGCAGAAACAAUGGGACAAACAGCUCAAUUAAAACAAAAAUGACAUGCAAAAACAAUUAUCCACUUCAUAGGAUUCUUUAUUGAACAAAAAA
This is a messenger RNA of Solanum lycopersicum (tomato), 1248 nucleotides long. Lineage: Eukaryota; Viridiplantae; Streptophyta; Magnoliopsida; Solanales; Solanaceae. The record is from RefSeq and is a predicted model, not a curated record.